UGUUGCGUACCCGUCGGUCCCCCGAUUAGAAACACCCCACAUAGACUCAGAUAUUUUUCGGCCGAAAAAGACCCGACCUGUCUGUUUUCUCAAGUCUAGUUCGAGGCCGUUAUUUUUAUUUAGGUCUAAUUUCCCCUUCAUAGUUGAUCAAGUUUUCUGGUACAUUACUGGAACGAUGGCCAGAUUAAUUUCUCUCUACCGGGAUGAUGCCCCAUCACCUUUAGGCAGGAGGGAACUCCCUCUUCCAUUUGAUGAAAAUAUUUCUAUGGUGAUGAAGUUGCCUGAAUUGAAUUUGACCCGUUUACCUUCUUGCUUGAAAGGCUCUGAGAAUGAUGCAUUUGUAGACAAACGAAAGUUGCUGACAGUAGCAGAGAUGAAUGAUUCCAUGAAAGUCUCUAGCCAGGAAGUGUUAGAGCUUAUUGGGCCCAAUGUCCCAUGUGUUGGUUGCAGGAGAAGUGUUGAGAGACUGUUUCAUGAACUUGUAGCAUCUGGACAAGAUGCCUUGUAUCCUGUUACAUUAUCUCCAAGUGGUUCUUUGGGGCUAGCUCCUGAGGUUAUAUCUUCUUCAUCUAAGCUUUUUAUCUUGUUAAAGUAUUAUGGGAGCCGACUUAGCACAAUGGCCGAGUCAAUUACGACCAAGUCCCGUCAAAAUCGAAGAUGUCCAUUGCACUCAUUAGAUGCGCAUAGAGCUCGGCCUUCUGGUGUGAAUUGGCGCCCACUGUGGGAUUCAAUGGCUCAGGAAUGCAGGGAAGAGUUAACUUUGGUGGAAGCCAAUACUCUACUUGAUACAUUAGAGGCAUAUCUCCAGAAGCACCGAUUUUGUCCAGAAUGCCGUCUAAAGGUUCUGCGAGCAUACAGUCUUCUGGUAGGAGAGGUCGAGCCUACAGAAGAAAAGGGUUACAAGCCUCUUUUAUAUCUCGGUCUAAAAUGCUGUCCGGCGGAAAAACAUAUUCAUGUCCAGUGCAAUGCAGAUUUGAUGUCUUUGCUCAUCGCCAGGGCUGAACCUGAACUUGUUGGAAGUUUCCGUCGAGAGAGACAUGCUAAGACGAUGGAAGUUGCUCAGGAAGAAGUUGUGACUUGCGUGGGAAUUUGCUUGCUAGAACGGCUUCAGAGAGUCGCGCAGAGGCUGCGAGAAGAGGAGCAGAUGGUGGAUAUGCUGCAGUUUGCGUCCUUGCAGGCGUUGCGUCGAUCAUUCGAAAUGGCUGUGGAAUCUAAACGAGGAGUCUCUCAGCUUGAACUACUGUGUGAAGAGCUUAGCCGUGAAGAGGCUGCUCAGAAGCAACGGAAAGAAGCAAAGAAGCAGAAGCGUAAGAAGCGGCGUGGAAAGAAAGAUAGUAUUUCAAGUUCCGACAACAUUUGUCGAAGCGAAAAAGAUUACGACAAUGAAGAUGAUGUGGAGGAAGAUGCCGAUGAAGAGAUUCUCCCAGCCCUUGUUCCCCCACCGCCAACUUGUCAUCGUUCUAUUAUGGAAUCAAGCCGGUCGCCCAGUCGUGAAAACUGUCCUUGCUCGGCUUCUGACGCCAAGCAUUCCAGCGGCCCUGGACAAGCUCCUUUCGCAGCACAGCCAUCUUUCGUAAAUGGUCGCUCUCGCAAGUGCCCACAAGAAUCUGGAUACUCUUCAACCAAUUCGAGCAAUUUGACUACCCCUGAAGGAUCUGACGUUGCGUGUACUGAAGGACUUUGUAACCACCAUUCAGGUUCUCCUGUGCAGUGUCGUCCAAGCCCGAGUCCAGUCCCUGAAGGCCUUUCAGAAGACCACUGUAACUGCGAUGAUAUCGAAUACGAAAAUCCUGAAACGAGAGCUAAUUUGAGCCGUGCCAGUAGAUGUCCCAUUCAUAUCAGAUUACGUGAAAACUGUCGUAACGGUCGAAGUCUGCAACAAAUGCUCGAAGAAUGGCACGUAAAUUCAGAUGACGAUGACGAAGGUGAAGAGGGAUUUAUUCCGUUGGAAGAAGUGCAAGCGUUUCGCAAGCAACAACAACAUUAUAACGAACAACGUCGCCAGCUACGAAAUGACUUACGCCUAAAGUUUGAUCAGCUUUGUGGGCGUGUUCAGAAUCAGUCCCAAUAGAUUCAAGAAAACAAAAAUGGAGCGUAGCCCGUUCGUGCCUCUCGCCUUCGUUGGUUAUCACAAAUAAAAAAAAAAAAUGAGAGGCAUUGUUGGCGUUGUUUAUGGGCAAAUAAACGAGUGCGUUCAUCACGAGUUCGCGCUCCCUCCAUAUUUUUUCAACGAAUGUUUUUUCUCUUCAUUCGUUUUCUUUACAGUUCAUGUCUUUAUGAGGCACUCUUAGUAUGCCCUUUUCGUUUUUCUGUAUUUGUCAUUUGCUAACACUGGGGACAAAUGUACUAUUCAAAUCAGAAA
Messenger RNA from Daphnia pulicaria, 2362 nucleotides. RefSeq names its product gametogenetin-binding protein 2-like. Gene Ontology annotation, cellular component: nucleus; cytoplasm. The transcript is spliced from 10 exons. The coding region runs from base 176 to 2071 and encodes 631 amino acids. The record is from RefSeq and is a predicted model, not a curated record. NCBI's taxonomy places the organism in Eukaryota, Metazoa, Arthropoda, Branchiopoda, Diplostraca, Daphniidae.